CUGCUCAACAACACAACCAAUACUUGGGCUUAGCCCAAUGUAACACUGAGGUUGGGCUAGACCUUGUAAAAUUCUGAGCCUAUGCCUUCCGAAGAUCUCAGUCUCUCAAGCUAUUGGUCUCCUCGAAGAAGAAGAACACUCAAUCCCGCAUACUGUAAUCAACCAAGCAUUUGGUGAGCCAGUUCUCCUUACUCCGCAGGAUGACUGCUCUUUCAAGUCCUUUCCUUUUAUUCACACCCCCUCAAUCUCACUUCUUAUCAUCUGGUUCUUCUUUGAAGCCAACUGACCAGAGACUUUUAACCAUUAGCCCCUCUAAUAUCUUCAGCAAAGCAAAGUAUACUGCCUAUAAUGGGUCACUUACCGUUCAAGCAAGUGGUGAUCAAGGAAGGCCAAAUAGUGCAGGUAUUUUCAUAAGUGGAUUCGUAUUGGGAGGAAUAGUGGUUGGAACAUUGGGAUGUGUGUAUGCUCCACAGAUCAGCAAGGCACUAGCUGGAGCAGACAGAAAGGAUUUGAUGAGGAAGUUGCCAAAGUUCAUAUAUGAUGAGGAAAAAGCAUUGGAGAAGACUCGCAAAGUACUGUCUGAGAAGAUUGCACAAUUGAGUGCCGCAAUAGAUGAGGUUUCUGCUCAGUUGCACACAGAUGAUGUCUCAAAUGGAACUGCAGUGAAUUCAGAUGAGAUCCAGACUUCUACAUGAGAAAAUGUUUGUUCAAAUCUCAAUGCAAGCUGAUCAGCACAAGAAUAUAA
Messenger RNA from Hevea brasiliensis (rubber tree), 745 nucleotides. RefSeq lists its product as uncharacterized. Gene Ontology annotation, cellular component: chloroplast thylakoid membrane; chloroplast inner membrane. Bases 201 to 695 code for a protein of 164 amino acids. The transcript is spliced from 5 exons. Lineage: Eukaryota; Viridiplantae; Streptophyta; Magnoliopsida; Malpighiales; Euphorbiaceae. The record is from RefSeq and is a predicted model, not a curated record.